AUGAUUCAAUCAGCUUCCGGCGUGAUGAGCAAGGUGCAGGAUAUGGUCUCCUAUUUUGAGACGAAGAGGAACGGCACUGUUACGACACAAGCCAGUCGCAGAAGGAGAUCAAUGACUGUGACGAUGAAUUUCGCAAGACGACCAUGGGAGCAUUUUCCCCGACGAAAAUCGUCGUCAUCUACCGCACCUCGAAGAAGGUCUUCGACAUCGACUGGGUCUGAGAGCACCACAUAUGACAUCGCGGAGCGGCAGAUAGCUGAGGCAGGCUAUGCAGCCUCUGAAGGUUCAGGAACAUCGACAGCCACAUUGGAAGGUAGAAGGCGAUCGGUGAAUCCGGACUAUGACUGGGAACAUGAUGGGGAACACGAUGACAUCGCCGAACUCAAGAUGAAUUUGAACAACAUGAGCCUCUGGUCGCCGCCCCUCGAUGCCCUCCUGAAAGGAAGCGAUACACCAAAGGAUCUCACCAAGGUUGACUCGGCAUCAAGCGCCGAGGAGAAAGCAGCCGGCAAUGGAUCACCUAGGUUACGAGAAAUAGACUCCAUGGAUCUCUCUCCUCCUGAGACAGGAGGUGACGAAUCGAGAUCAAGGUCGACCAAAGAGAAGAUCCUGACUCACCAUCAAGACGUCAAGGAAGUUGAGGAUAGCCAGCUCGAAUCUCUGAAAGAGGAGGUAGAUGAGAACCCAGGCGCGGAUAAACCGGCGACGUCGCAUUCAGAGAACACAAAGUCAAACGUCGGCGACAGUCUACAACAAUCGGCCAGCGCCAAGAUCUCAAGCAACAAACCCUCUGCAUCCGAUGCCCUCAGAGUCGGCCCACUUCGUCUGAAGACAGCUCAGCUUGACAAAGACCGGAAGGCCACCGAGGCAACGUCUCCAAACUCAUCCUCGCCCAAGUCGAAAACUCGUCCAAAGCUGGCUGUGGAACUCCCGGGAAUCCCAGAGUCAGAGGCUGAGACACUUGGAAGACAGCGAAGAUUACCUAUGAACAGGGUUAGAGGCCUGACCUCUCACCCACAAGGCAUGAAUAUCAAUAGGUCAUCACGCCCGCCAGUCAGUUUGAGACGCUACCCAAUUAGGAGUUUGUCCUCGCCUCUGCCGGGCCAGCCGACCACGUCGCCAACGCAGAUGAUGGACCUCGUCAACCAGCGCCAGCUGAAGUUCACAAAUAUCAGGGAAGAGAAACUACGAAGACUGAGCAGCAUAGAAACCGCGCGCGGAUCGAAGCGCUCGCAGGGUCUUAUGGGCAGGAGGCACGCAUCUUGCCCAGUAAGCGAGGCGCCGCCGCAGAAGCGGUUGGCGAGGGUGUCAAUUUCGCAACGACUGUCCUUGAGCCAACGGAGAAAGUCGGUUGCCCAGUCAAUCAAGGGUUACAUCCAGUCUACUCGAAGAAGGUCGAGCAUUUUCUUUAGGAGGACUCGUAGUGUGACUAGGUAA
Diaporthe amygdali is the source of this 1437-nucleotide messenger RNA. RefSeq lists its product as uncharacterized. The transcript has a single exon. Lineage: Eukaryota; Fungi; Ascomycota; Sordariomycetes; Diaporthales; Diaporthaceae. The record is from RefSeq and is a predicted model, not a curated record. The coding region runs from base 1 to 1437 and encodes 478 amino acids.